CUCUCUGACAUUAGGCACUACGCGUCGCAUCUCUAACUUUUGCCACUAGGAGGUGGAAGAACUGAUUCACUUCUUUGGAAGGAGCAGUUCUGCUCUUUGCUGAUUCGUCUCGCCCAUCUUUUAUUUACUUAUACUUCAAGCGCACGCAGUAGCUUUGUUCAUGUCAUCGCGUCUUCCUCCUUCUUCAGCGCACUCCAUCAAAUUCGGACAUGCCCAAUCGACACCUCCUUCAAAGUCCAGUACUUUUGGCCAGGGACGCAAUGACGGAGUGUUAGAAUGGUUGGAUUAUGCGGAGUGUUCACUAUGCCGGGAUCCUUUGCUAAAUGGAGCAGCUAAAGGCAAACACUACUGGAUGACUUCUUGUGGCCAUAUUCUCUGCUCUUCUGAUGAACAUCAGCACCAAGAAGGCAUAUGUACAGCAUGCAACAAGCAAAUGGAACUCUUUCUUAUCCAGGAAGGAUCAUUACCACCAGGGCAUGAAAUAUGGUUUCAAAAUGGCGCGUCGCUCCUAACUGGCGCAAUGGAGGAAAUGAAGACGGCCAUGAAGAAGAAUACCUCAGCGCUCAGGGUCAUGGGCUUUCAAUACAGGGAGAUGAAGCGAUCAAUACAACAUUACAGAGAUGCUAUGAAGGAGAAAGAUGCUCGAAUUACUAGUGUACAGCGAGAGCAGGAGGCAUUAAUGUCGGAAAACCACGAACUCCACGAACGUGUCGCUGAGCUCCAGUCCCAACUCCGGAACUUCCAACGAUCUCAGCCUGCCAUCGUACCCCAAAUCACACCUCAAUCUCAAUAUUCGCUCAAUUCGAACAUCCGCCAAGCUGAACCCACCCAUUAUGACCAGCCGCAACCAAAUACACAGAAAGAAUACAUACCUCCACCGCCAGCGUUACCAACCGUGCACGAGGAAGAACAGCAGCCAACAGUAGGUUUUGGGUAUAGGAUGGGUAAUGGGGAUGUUGAGGGGUCAAAUAAGAGAAGAAGGAUUGAUAUAUUAGAACAACAACCUCGACGAUUCAUCCCGCCGACCCCUGCGUCAGGUGCUUUUGAAGGAUCUCAACAUCUCCGACAUCCUCAGCCCUCACACAAUUUCCAGACUAACCGUCCUAUGUCUCGUGCGUUCAGCUCUAUAGCACCUAUGGCUAUUCCACGAAUGGGAGCUCCAACACAAGUACCUUUGCAGGGCCCUGGAGGAAGACCGAAGAGUACUAUAGGACAUAUGGGAGGUGAGAGGCGUGCAGAUGACGGGGAUGAUAUUAAAUCACGCCUAGAAACGUACAGAUAUGACCCAGCGAACCCUUCGCCGAAUCGCCGCGCACCCCAAGAAAGAUCUGGAACAACGUUACCUAAUCAACACGAACGAAGGUUCAACACCCAAUCGCUGCAGACGCAACGACUGCAAAUGUCUGUCCCUCAGCGACCGCAAUCGAGUUUUGUUCAGAGGCUAAAGAUGUCAAACUCUUCUUUCGUGAACCGCCCUGGAUCAGCCAGACCUACCCCUCUGCAACAGCACAUGAGUGCACCGUCGAUGAAUUCCAGUCAAUCCAUGGUGAUAGGGACUGGGAUGGGGGGGGUGCAAGACAGUGCAAGCGUAAGGAUGAGGGAGGGUGUACUGCAAGGUGGAGCGAGGAUGACGCUGACUCAUGGUGUGGGGCAGAGAGGUUCCGGUAAUCGAUUUUAAUAUGUGGAGAUAGUUUAUAUACGAUCAACAAAUGGAGAGAUGGAUUAGGACGUACUAUAGGUGUAAAUGUGCGGAAUAUCACACUUACAUUUUAUUCAACAAAGAUUAAUUAGUCGCAGAUCCGGCUUUUCUUAUCGUUCAUCGUCGUAGAAUGCUCAUUUAAAUG
Cryptococcus deneoformans JEC21 is the source of this 1844-nucleotide messenger RNA. RefSeq names its product expressed protein. Gene Ontology annotation, cellular component: synaptonemal complex. Bases 161 to 1678 code for a protein of 505 amino acids. The record is from RefSeq and is a predicted model, not a curated record. Gene Ontology annotation, molecular function: SUMO transferase activity. The transcript has 10 exons. Gene Ontology annotation, biological process: reciprocal meiotic recombination; homologous chromosome pairing at meiosis; protein sumoylation. NCBI's taxonomy places the organism in Eukaryota, Fungi, Basidiomycota, Tremellomycetes, Tremellales, Cryptococcaceae.